GCCCCUAUGUGCCACCCCGCCGCGCCACAGCUAUGACCCUGAGCACGGAGAUGUCCGAUGCCUGCGGCCUCGCCGAGGAGACAGACAUCGACGUGGUGGGGGAGGGAGAGGACGACGACGACGAGGAAGAGGAGGACGACGACGAGGGCGGCGGCGGCGGGCCCCGGCUGGCCGUGCCCGCGCGGCGGCGGCGGCAGCGGCGGCGGCGGCGCUCGUACGCAGGCGAGGACGAGCUGGAGGACCUGGAGGACGACGACGACGACGACGACAUCCUGCUGGCCCCGCGCGCGGAGGGCUCUCCGGCGCCCCCGGGCCCGGCCCCGGCGGCGGGGCCCGGGGCCGGAGGGGGCGGUGGCGGCGGCGGCGGCGCGGGCGCGGGCCCGGGCGCUGGGGGCGGCGGCGGCGGCGGCGGCGGCGGCGGCGUGGGCGCGGGCGCGGGGGGCGCGGGCGGCGGCGCCAAGAACCCGCUGGUGAAGCCGCCCUACUCGUACAUCGCGCUCAUCACCAUGGCCAUCCUGCAGAGCCCCAAGAAGCGGCUGACGCUGAGCGAGAUCUGCGAGUUUAUCAGCGGCCGUUUCCCCUACUACCGGGAGAAGUUCCCCGCCUGGCAGAACAGCAUCCGCCACAACCUCUCGCUCAACGACUGCUUCGUCAAGAUCCCCCGCGAGCCGGGCAACCCGGGCAAGGGCAACUACUGGACGCUCGACCCCGAGUCGGCCGACAUGUUCGACAACGGCAGCUUCCUGCGCCGGAGGAAGCGCUUCAAGCGCCAGCCGCUGCUCGCGCCCAGCGCGGCCGCCGCCGCGGAGUCGCUGCUGCUGCGUGGCGCGGGGGCCGGGGGCGGCGCGGGCGACCCCACCGCCGCGGCUGCAGCCGCCGCCGCCGCCGCUGCCGCCGCCGCUGCGCUCUUCCCGCCCGCGCCGCCGCCGCCGCCGCACGCCUACGGCUACGGCCCCUAUGGCUGCGGCUACGGCCUGCAGCUGCCGCCCUACGCGCCACCCUCGGCGAUCUUCGCCGCCGCCGCCGCCUUCCACCCGCACUCGCCCCCGCCGCCGCCGCCCCCGCCGCCGCCGCCGCCGCCCCCGCCGCACGGCGCGGCCGCCGAACUGGCCCGGACCGCCUUCGGCUACCGGCCGCACCCGCUCGGCGCCGCGCUGCCCGGCCCCCUGCAGGCCUCGGCGGCCAAGGCCGGCGGCCCGGGCGCCUCGGCUCUGGCGCGCUCGCCCUUCUCCAUCGAGAGCAUCAUCGGGGGCAGCCUGGGCCCGGCCGCCGCCGCUGCCGCCGCGGCUGCCGCUGCCGCCGCCGCGCAGGCCUCGCCCUCGGCCUCGCCGGCCGCGCCGCCCGCACCCGCACCCGCACCCGCGCUCGCGUCCGGCUCCGGGUCCGGCGGCGGCGGCGGCGGCGGCUGCGCGGCGCAGGCGGCUGCGGGCCCGGCCGCCGCGCUCACCCGCUCGCUCGUGGCGGCCGCCGCCGCCGCCGCCUCCUCCGUCUCCUCGUCGGCCGCGCUGGGGACUCUGCACCAAGGGACUGCCCUGUCCAGUGUGGAGAACUUUACUGCUAGGAUUUCAAAUUGUUAAUAACGCUGUUAGCGCGCUUGAGAACAGCAGCACGGAUGCACUCAGCAGCUGCUUCAUGUAAAGAUCCACCCAGCGAGGCCUCCAGCGACGGCCUUGGGAGACCUGAGGCCUCAGUCCACCAAGCGGCGAGGAACGAAAUCCUGCCAACAAGCAGGCGAAUGAGUGAGGGAUGGAUCCUGUCUACUGAGCCUCAGAGUCAGGUGAGAGAAGACAGCAGGAAACCCAGGGUCCAGUUUGAGGCACCAAGAAAGAUAAGGUGUCAUUUUGAAAACGGCCCCUAUCCAGAGCAACAUGAAUUUUAUUAAAAUUGAACAAACAUGAAAUUGAUGGCAAAGCUUGGGUGGAAGAAUGGGGCAAUCAUUGAUGCUUUAUAAAAAGUUUAUGGAGACAGUGUCCAAAGGAAAUCAGCAGUUUACAAAUGAGCAACUCAUUUUAGAAAGGGAUGAGAUGAAGUUAAAGAUGAAGCCUGUGGCAGCUGACCAUCGCAUCAACCUUGCUCAAGUCCUCAUCGAAGAUGACCGAUGAUCAACUGCUGACAUCUCUGUUGGUUCCGCUUACACAGCUCUGACCGAAAACUUGAAGUGGAGUAAAUUCUGCUCAAUGGCUGCCAAAACUGUUGCACCCAAAUCAGCUGGAGACAAGAAUGAAGACUUCAAUGGAAAUUUUACACAAGUGGAAUGCAGUUCCUGGAGCAUUUCUUCCAAGAUUUGAUAACAGGAGAUGAAACAUGGCUUUACCAGUAUGACCCUGAAGACAAGACACAAUCAAAGCAAUGGCUACCAAGAGGAGGAAGUUGUGCACAGAUCGAAAGUGGGCUGGUCAAGAGCAAAGGUCAUGGCAACAGUUUUUUUUUUUUUCUCUGAAUACUCAACUUAUUUUGCUCGUUGACUCUGUUGGGCCAGAGAAUGACCACAUCUGCCUAUUAGGAGAGUGUUUUGACAAAAUCAGUCAAAGUCACAGCAGAAAAAGUAACCAGGACAGCCUUUCCAGGGGGUCCUGUUCCAUCAUGAGAAUGCUUCUCUUCACUCGUUGUAGCAAACAAGGGAAAUUUUGUAAAAGUUUUGUUGGGAAAUCAUUAGUAAUUCACCUUCUAGUGUUGAUUUGUCUUCUUAUGGCUUAUUUUUGUUUCAUAAUCUUAAAACCUCCCCAAAGGACACUCAUUUUAUUCCACCAAUGAUGUAAAAAUGUUGAAUUGAUAUAGUUAAGUUCCCAGGAUGCUCCAUUCCUUAAGGAAGGACUAGAUGGCUGCUGUCAUUUCUUAUAAAAGUGUCUUCAACUUGA
Messenger RNA from Lepus europaeus (European hare), 2858 nucleotides. It is a transcript of the gene FOXD1, whose product is annotated as forkhead box D1. Gene Ontology annotation, molecular function: RNA polymerase II cis-regulatory region sequence-specific DNA binding; DNA-binding transcription factor activity, RNA polymerase II-specific. The transcript has 3 exons. Lineage: Eukaryota; Metazoa; Chordata; Mammalia; Lagomorpha; Leporidae. Gene Ontology annotation, biological process: anatomical structure morphogenesis; regulation of transcription by RNA polymerase II; cell differentiation. The coding region runs from base 33 to 1577 and encodes 514 amino acids. The record is from RefSeq and is a predicted model, not a curated record.